AUUAAUAACACCCUUGAGAGUAAUACACUUUUGACAAUCAAGGCUGGCACACAAAAAGCAUUUGGUAAUGUAGUGACGUCACCAGGAUUAUGUUACUGGUAUAUAUUCGGGCUCUGGGUAUGUCGAGUACAGUCGAAGUGAACACCACAAAGGAACUAGCCGAAAAUGAAAUUGUUCGUAGUAGCCGCUCUCAUUGCUGUGGCAGCCGCCGGCCGCCUCGAGCAUCUGGAGAGGUCCUACCUUCCACCAGACAACACUGGCUCCUUCGGCUCUGCCUCGAACAGCUUCGGAAGAAGCUCGAGCGGCUUCGGCUCGCAUGGCUCAGGGACCUUCGGACAGAACUCUAUUGGUUCCAGCCAGGGAUCAUUCGGUUCCAACCAAGGAUUCGGUUCCAACCAGGGAUUCGGUUCCAGCCAGGGAUCUUUCGGUUCCAGCCAGGGAUCUUUCGAUACCGCUACUUCCAACCGCUACCUGCCCCCUGAUCAUGGACCCUCGGGUUCCUCUUCCUCUAAUGGAUUCAAUGGUCUCGCCAGAUCUUCUGCAGGAGCUUCAUCCAACUUCGGUCAGUCCAACGGCUUCGGUGGUCACUCAAACGGAUUCAGCGGUCAGUCCAACGGAUUCAGCGGCCAUUCCAACGGAUAUAGUGGUCAGACCAACGGAUUCAGUGGCAAAUCCAACGGAUUCAGCGGUCAGUCCAAUGGAUUCAGCGGUCAGUCCAACGGAUUCAGCGGUCACUCCAACGGUUUCGGUGGUCAGUCCAGCGGUUUUGGCCGUCAGUCCAACUCCAACUUCGGCGCUGCUACUUCUGACCGCUACCUACCUCCCAACCACGGAUCCUCAUCUAAUGGAAACUUCGGAGGAUCUUCCUUCAGACCCGGUUCCAACGUUGGUUCCUCAUUCGGUUCUCAGAACAACCAGUACCAGUCGCAACCCCAGUUUGGUGCCGCCAGCCGUCAGUACCUAGCACCUAAAGCUUCGUUGAGCUUCCAAAGCUCCCCACAGCAAGCUUUCGACGAGGAGACCGGAUAUCAGUACUAGAUCUCUAGCUUUUUACAGCUAGAGCUUUUCAAGCUU
Molecule: messenger RNA, 1074 nt
Organism: Aricia agestis (brown argus)
Lineage: Eukaryota; Metazoa; Arthropoda; Insecta; Lepidoptera; Lycaenidae
Product: filaggrin-2-like
Exons: 4
Coding region: 166-1038 (290 amino acids)
Source: RefSeq, a predicted model, not a curated record